Molecule: messenger RNA, 903 nt
Organism: Trichophyton rubrum CBS 118892
Lineage: Eukaryota; Fungi; Ascomycota; Eurotiomycetes; Onygenales; Arthrodermataceae
Exons: 1
Coding region: 1-903 (300 amino acids)
Source: RefSeq, a predicted model, not a curated record
AUGCUCUCUGCCGGCCUCAAGCGCGAGCUGGAGACGGGCGGCAUCGUCGUCCGCAGAAGGCUGGCUCGGUGGCUGCGGCGGCGGCGACGACGACGACGGCCUCGCGAGAGACCGCAGAGUCUGCGCCGGCCCUCCAUCUCCCAUCACCAUCAGCAACAACAACACCCGCAUGCCUCGACGACCAGCCUGCCCAGCUCGACGGCGGCCGCUCCGUCCAUCAUACACCAGCGUCUGCCCGACAGGCAGCGGAUGAACGGCCAUGAGCUGCCUGCUGCCUCCCAGCCCCGCCUUUCGGCCGGCCCAGGGCUCGCCUACACCGUCUGCUUCUGCUACAACAACAACAACAACAACAACAACAUCUACAGCAUCUACAUCCACCCGCAUAAAAGUCCGGGAUCUCUCGCACAUCCAGUCGUUUGCCAGCGAGGAGGCCGCCGGGUCGUCGCAGCACCGGCCCGGCGGCCUGCAGCGCCAGUACGAGAUCAGCUCGAUGCCCGUGGCCGACGUGAUCGAGAUGGUGGCCGGCCUGCUCACCAAGAUCACCACGACCAACGACCGCCAGCACGAACACCUGCACCGGCACAUCCCCAGGGCCGAGCAGCGCUCGCUGCCGCCGCAGACAACCAGCGUGCUGGCCUUCCACGGCAAGAAUGUGCCCGGCAUCACCAUCCUCAACUACCUCAGCCGCAUCCACAAGUACUGCCCGACCACCUACGAGGUCUUCAUCAGCCUGCUCGUCUACUUCGACCGCAUGACCGAGACCGUCAACUCGCAUCUCCUGCAGCAGAUGCACCGCCGCGCCCAUCUGCGGCCCAGCCCGUCCAUACGCACCAUGUCGACCUCCUCCAACAGACCGCAUACCUCUUCCUCCUCGCCCUUUUUCUCCCCUGCCAAUACCAAUAA